Trypanosoma conorhini is the source of this 1386-nucleotide messenger RNA. RefSeq lists its product as uncharacterized. NCBI's taxonomy places the organism in Eukaryota, Euglenozoa, Kinetoplastea, Trypanosomatida, Trypanosomatidae. The transcript has a single exon. The record is from RefSeq and is a predicted model, not a curated record. The coding region runs from base 1 to 1386 and encodes 461 amino acids.
AUGCAUACGUAUCGGGGCGAGGCACUGGCGCUAGCCAGCAGCCCGCCGAUGCCUCCUGUAGUGGUGGCCUCGAUGGUGACCCCGGGGCGCAAUGAGCUGCGCUUCCGGAAGCCGCAACGGCUCAGUAAAUCCAAGGAGGAGCAACUGCCGCCCGUGUGGAAGAAAAGUCAUGAAGUAAUCAAACUCCGGCGCCCCUUUGGGAACGCCCGACCGUCACUCAUGGAAAGGGGCGGCAAUAUCAUAGACAAGGUUAUGACGCUCGAGUUGGAGGCAUUUUCGGAUGAGGAGGCGGCGUACCUGAUCUCGCCAGACGCGCCGCACUCCCACAUUGUCGACAGGGUGGUGGAGGUCCUUUUUGUUACCCUUUGCACGGCACCGAGGCGGUGUUCCUGGAAUACGCCCAGCGUCCGGCGAGAAUGGAAGUAUGAGUUGCGGCUCGCAGGGGAGUGGUGGCUCUCACUGCGCACUUUACCCUGCACCGCGAAUUCGCAGGAACAUUACCCACCGCUUAUCCCAUUUGGGUUGCGAAGUACUGCGAGCGAGAACCAGUUUAUUGCCGACCUCACUCUUCACAUGCGCCGCAAAUGCGCCGUAUUCUCCCUCUUUCAUCUUGACCAUCUCACACUAACCCCUGAUAGGGCAGCCGUACUACUCUUUGAUGGAAUUUUGCGCAAUGACGCCCGCCAUUUGCAGUGUCUUUCAUUGCCCUUUUGUGAGAUUGGCGCGGCCACCCUUUUAUUGCUUUUGUGCGCCCUUACUCAGUGUCAUUCGCUGCAACCCCAGCUACGGUACCUAAAUCUCUCCUACAACUGGAUUGAUGCCUCCUGUUCAAACAUGCUGGCGAUGCUGUUGGGCCGCACCUCCAUUCGACGACUGAGCUUACAAGGCAAUCGCCUCGGUGGUGGUGACAUGUCAUCCUUCUACGACUUCCUCCUCCAGGGCUGCUGCCUGCUUGAAGAGCUGGAUCUUAGUUAUACCCGUCUUACAAGCGCCGAUGUGUGUUCCCUCAUCAGCUGUCUCCCAAAACUGCGAAACCUUGAAGUGCUGCUUCUUGACGGCGUGGAAAUACCUGAAAGUAAGGCGGCGGCACUCUCAACCGCCAUACGAAGGUCAAACCUCACAUAUGUCUCACUCAAGGGGGUUAGUGCGUGCUCGGGUGAGGCGUAUCUUCAUCGCAUUCGUAGUGUGUGUCGGCACACCCUUGCAGCACGCGGAGUCAUGCGGGGGCAGUCUGUAAUGCGAUGUUUGGCAGAAACGGGAAGCUUCUUUGAGGCAUUUGCGCAAAGAUCGUGUGAAUGGCUUUUUCUGAACGAUAGUGCCCUUCCCGAGUCGUAUCGCGCAUUCGUGACAAAUGAACCGUCGCUUCCGCCCAUCGAAGACCUCUGA